Thyridium curvatum is the source of this 1041-nucleotide messenger RNA. RefSeq lists its product as uncharacterized. The record is from RefSeq and is a predicted model, not a curated record. The coding region runs from base 1 to 1041 and encodes 346 amino acids. Gene Ontology annotation, molecular function: 3-beta-hydroxysteroid 3-dehydrogenase (NADP+) activity. The transcript is spliced from 3 exons. NCBI's taxonomy places the organism in Eukaryota, Fungi, Ascomycota, Sordariomycetes, Thyridiales, Thyridiaceae. Gene Ontology annotation, cellular component: mitochondrial outer membrane; endoplasmic reticulum membrane; lipid droplet.
AUGAAUGGGAACGAAGGCACAAUUAUAGUCACCGGCGCCAGUGGUGGCCUCGGCGGCGCCAUAGCGGCUCGGAUCGCUUCGGAUCCGCAGUAUUCCACUUACAAAGCGCUCUACACCGGGCGCGACGAGCAGCGCAUGUCGAACCUUACGGCCGCCCUCGCAAACGCACAGGCUCCUCAUCGACAUGAGGUCCUGGCCCUGGACUUGACAAAGCUCGAGAGUGUUCGCGAUGUGGCCCGGGACGUCAAUGCUCGCGUCGCUACCGGCAAGCUCCCGCCCAUCCGGACCCUGAUCCUCAAUGCUGGCUUUCAAGACUUCGGCCACCAGUCAUUCACAGAUGACGGCCUCGACACGGUCUUUGCUACCAACUAUCUCGGCCAUUGGCUGCUGACCCUUCUUUUACUACAAAGCAUGGAUAGGGAGAAGGGGCGUGUUGUUGUGAUCGGAAGCCAGAGCCACGAUCCCCACGACCCUCGAAACGCAAGAACGGGUGCCUUUGACGACCCAAAACAUAAAACCAUCAUCUCCGACGCCGCAAGCUUCGAGGCGAUCGCAAAGGGCACGUUCAGUUCCGCCGCCGAGGACCCGACCUGGCGGGGUGGGUUUCGAAGAUACGGCGCGUCCAAGUUCCUCGCGAUCAUGAUGCAGCACGAGCUGCAAGCGCGGCUGGACAGAGACGACAGGCUGAAGAACAUCUGCGUCGUCGGCGUCGACCCGGGCACCCUGAUCACGGGCCACACUCGCCUGGCACCAUGGUUCAUCCGCGUGGUCCUGUUCUCGAUCAUAUACCCGGUCAUACUCUAUCUCAUUCCCAACGGGCCUAUUAGGUCGGUGAGCCGCGCAGCAGAGGACGUCUUGUCGGCGGGCGUCGGGGCGGUCGACGAGCACGAGCCGCCGCGGGACAGGUACUUUUUCGGGAGGGAACCGAUGCCCACUUGUGAGGAGUCGAGGGAUCCAGAAAAGAGGAAGCUGGUAUGGAGGGAGACGGUCAAGUUGGCGGGUUUGGAGACUGGCGAUACUAUUCUCGCAGACUGGCAGUAA